UUUUUUUUCUUUUUUGACUUCAUUAAAGAGUUCAUAUUAUAUGUCUAAUGGCCAGCGAUCAUGAAGAAGGCGGGGGAAAACGCCAGAGAGUAUCAAGAGCAUGUGAUUUGUGCAGACGAAAAAAGAUCAAAUGUGACGGAUCCAUACCGAUAUGUGGGAAUUGUAAAGCUUUUGCUUUAGAAUGUACUUAUAAAGAUACUACAAAGAAGGUAAUAUAAAACUAAUAUACAACCAUUUGAAAUUAAUCACAUAUUGUUAUU
This is a messenger RNA of Halteromyces radiatus, 260 nucleotides long. RefSeq lists its product as uncharacterized. Lineage: Eukaryota; Fungi; Mucoromycota; Mucoromycetes; Mucorales; Cunninghamellaceae. Gene Ontology annotation, cellular component: nucleus. Bases 48 to 218 code for a protein of 56 amino acids. Gene Ontology annotation, molecular function: DNA binding; DNA-binding transcription factor activity, RNA polymerase II-specific; zinc ion binding. Gene Ontology annotation, biological process: regulation of DNA-templated transcription. The record is from RefSeq and is a predicted model, not a curated record. The transcript has 2 exons.